AUGGAAGGAUAGAUAUCUCAUAAAAUAGUGUGAAAAUUCAGUUUGUUGUUCAGAUCUUCUAAGCACCUAUGCUCUUUUAGGGAUCCAUCUCUACUCCCUCUUCAACUUGUUUUCCGGCGAUUCUCAUGUCAGUCUCCGACGAUCAUCCGAUCAUUUGAACGGCUUGCAGGUCGUCAAUUCGGCACUUGGAGGGCCUGAGGCAUGUAUAAAAACCAGUUGCAAGAAUUAGCUCAAAGAAGCUGUUUCAACCUGCCAUCUUAUGCUUGUAUUCGUGAAGGACCUGAUCAUGCACCUCGGUUCAAAGCCACUGUUAACUUCAACGGGGAGACCUUUGAAAGUCCAACCUUCUGCACCACCCUGAGGCAAGCAGAGCAUGCUGCAGCCGAGGUGGCACUGAACACGCUUUCGAAGAGGGGCCCCUCUAGAUCUCUAGCUGCAAGAGUUUUGGAUGAAACUGGAGUUUACAAGAAUCUGCUUCAAGAGACGGCCCACAGAGCUGGGUUAAACCUUCCUGUAUAUACGACUGUUCGAUCUGGACCAGGUCAUGUUCCUGUAUUUUCAUGCACAGUUGAGCUUGCAGGAAUGAGCUUUACUGGAGAGCCAGCUAAGACCAAGAAGCAAGCACAGAAGAAUGCUGCCAUGGCUGCUUGGUCUUCCCUGAAACAAAUGUCCCAUCUUGGCUCUUCUUCGCCCUCUCCUGGGUUGGAGUCUGAAGGGAAUGAGGAGCAGGAACAGGUUGUCGUGGCUCGCACCCUUGCUAGCUUGCGUCCAGCGGAAGCAAAUAAAUCAACUCAAAAUGAUCGGCAACGUGGGCGUCGGAGAUCAGCUCCUGCUCGUAGGCCCACAAAGCCUGGUAGCACAAGCAUAUCAUUGUACCCAAUGCAGUACCAAAGUUGGAAUUAUUCUAAUUUCUUUCCUGAAAUGGCGAUGUACCAAAUGUGGCAGCAGGAACAGGCAUCCCAGCAGCAGAGCCACCUGUUGACUCAUCCAGUAGCACCAACUCCUCCGCCUGGUCCUCAUGUUAUUCCAUUUAUUCAGUCUAUAUUCCGGCCAGAACAUGGGCACUAUGUUCCAUUAAGGGAGCAAGAACAACCUAUCCAGGCUGUGCCAGGAGUUGCAAUGCCUACCUCAGGUCCAUCUUUAUACUUUUCAAACCCUUUGGUGCCAGUUCCUGUUGGGAGAAGGUCCCAGGUAACCAUACAAGAGAUUCAGGAAGAGAGAACACAAAUGGGUGAGGAAUGGCUUCAUGGUGAUGCAGAUGGUGAUGGCCGGAAAGUGAAUAUACGGUCAAAUGCCUCUGGAAUUUCUCCAUUUGAAGCUGCAAAUUCUCCUGUUUCUGGUGGCGGUCGUGCAGAACCAUUAGUCCAAGAGACAACACAGGAGGUGGAUAAACAAAAGAAUGUUGAGUCCGAUCCCAGCAUUAGGCACACUGUACAACUGGAAGGAGGCCAAAGUGAUCAUUUUGAAUGGACCUCUCGGGGGACCUCGGAUGCUGGAAAUGGGUCCAGACCGACAAACCCUGGUCAUGCUGACUUCCGGUUGCGUCAAUUGCACGGUCUUGAUUCAUCUCACUCCAGUCCCAGGCCACAUCAUCCCCCCAGAGGAGUUUCUCCAGUGAUGGCUCAAGGUUUUAGACUACCUGCAACUGCAGCUCCUGUUAUGAUCAGAACUGUUGGGCCUGCAUCUUCAGUGAGCCCCAGACUGGAAAACUCAAAUCCUCGGGUGCCUGCUCCAGCUGCAUUCAGGACUGCAGCUCCUACAUGUGCAUCUAGACCUUGGCCUGGAGGAAUGAUGAUUGGAGGAAUGCCUGCUAAUAUGAUGGCUCCAGCAGUUCAAAUCAGAUCAGUUGUCCCGGUCUGUGCAUCACCACCGGCAAGGAAAAUCCCAGAAACUAAGCAGGAUGGAUUGUUAUCAGCUAGUGAGAGAACUAAGGAGCCAGAAGAUGUGAAGGCAGCGAAUUUAGAGCUGGGUAAGCUUCGAAUAUGAGCACAGCAUAUAUAAUUUUUUCUCAGUUACUGUUAUCUAUUGGAUGCUUCCUGAUGAUCCCAUAUUUAUAGAAUGCAUCUUUUAUUUCUCUCAAA
Molecule: messenger RNA, 2081 nt
Organism: Telopea speciosissima
Lineage: Eukaryota; Viridiplantae; Streptophyta; Magnoliopsida; Proteales; Proteaceae
Product: double-stranded RNA-binding protein 2-like
Exons: 4
Coding region: 202-1986 (594 amino acids)
Molecular function (GO): double-stranded RNA binding
Source: RefSeq, a predicted model, not a curated record